UCUCUCUCUCUCUCUCUCUCUCUCUCUCUCUCUCUCUCUCUCACUCACACACACACACACACACACACACACACGCUGCCCUGACAGAUCUCUGCCUCUCAGCCGUGUAAGACAGUUCGUGCUCCGCUCUCUCCGGCUCUCCCUUCCCGUCUCUCCCUCCGGUGUCUCUCCCUCUUUCCCUCGUGUGGCUCCAUGAAGAGGUUCCUCAGCCAGGUUCUCCGGAGACUGGUGUCUGUGUCCAAGGACCAGCCCUGGUUCCACCAUCAGAACCCCCACCGCAGCUGUCCCUGGACCCGUAGCCGGGCUAAGGAACAGCCCCAGGGCCAGGAGGGGAAGCAGGCUCCAGCACCUGCCCCAUGCGGGGUGGAUAAGACGAUCCUGACGGUGUUCCUCAACGACACCCAGCAGAUGCUGACGGAGGUUCCCAUCACCCCGGAGACCACCUGCCGAGACGUGGUGGACUUCUGCAAGGAGGCCGGGGAGAGCGGCUGCCACCUGGCAGAGGUGUGGCAGGACAACGAGAGAGGGAUCCCUUUCGAGCAUCUGAUGUAUGAACAUCUGCAGAGGUGGGGCCCGAGGAGGAUAGAAGUCAAGUUCUACCUGCGACACGAGGAGUGUCCGUCUGACUCCAGCCUGCACGAGAGUACAGAGCAGAGCAGCACAGUAAGAGGAGGGAACGCCGACCUGCUCACAGACAACCAGGCUGGGGUCCCUCGUGUGGAGCUCACCCUGUCAGAGCUACAGGAGAUGGCUACACGACAGCAGCAACAGAUAGAGGCCCAACAACAGAUGCUGGUCGCCAUGGAGCAGAGGCUGAGGUACCUGAGGCAGCAGGGGGACAGGCAGGGGCAGGGUCCAGGGGGCCAGACCCAGUCUGAGGCUGAGAAGCUCCAGAGGCUGAAGGAGAAGGUGGAGAGCCAGGAGGCCAAGCUGAAGAAGAUAAGAGCCAUGAGAGGACAGGUGGACUACAGCAAGCUCAUCAAUGGCAACCUGUCGGCAGAGAUCGAGCACGUGAGCGGGCUGUUCCAGGAGAAGCAGGCCGAGCUGCAGUCAGCCGUGCUGAGGGUGGAUCAGCUCACCCAGCAGCUGGACGACCUGCGCAGGGGCCGCCUCAACGGCCUGCAGCCUCUCGGAGCUCCCCUCAGCGGCUCGGCCGCCCUGGAGCUCAGGAAGCUGUACCAGGAGCUGCAGGUGCGUAACAAGCUGAACCGCGAGCAGAGCGGCAAGCUGCAGCAGAACAAGGAGCUCCUGAACAAGAAGAACUCCGAGGUCACCAUGAUGGACAAGAGGAUCGGGGACCUGAGGGAACGCCUUCACAAGAAGCGAGCUGAGGCACGUCACACAGACCACACACGCUCCUUGACUAGGGUGAACGGGGGUCCCCCGUCCCCCCCAGCCUGCCCCAGCAGCUCAGGCCGGGUGGCAGCCGUGUGUCCCUACAUCCAAGUCCCCGUCCUGGGGCGGCAGGAGGGGGGGUACAGCCUUCCCCCCGACCCCCUCAAACCCCCCCCUGGCUUCAACCAUGCCAGAUCACACUCAGAGGAAGAGGGGUGUGGCGUGAGGAAGCCUCCCAGCCAAUGGAAGGUGUCAGAUUUAGACGUCCUAUUGGCCCCUGCGGAGCAAGGGGAGGGGCCUAGGUCCCCCUCGGGGGCGGAGAAUGUCAACUCAACCGACGGUGCUUGGCCCGGCCUCAGUAAGAGUGUGUCGUCUUUUCAGCCCUCUGAUUGGAGGAACACCAGUCUGGAUCAGAUGGACUCCAGUAAGCUCUCUAUGUCCAGACCCCCACCCAGCUAUGGCACCUACCCCAGCACAGGCCACCCCUCCAUGGGCUCGUCCACCAGCUCUCUGCCCCGCUCGGCCCCUGCCACCCUGGCCUGGCAGAGACCCGGGACAUCCUCCACCUCUCAGCAGAUCCAGCAGCGCAUAUCCAUACCCCCCAGCCCCACGCCCUCCUCCCAGCCCCAGGGGGAGAGGCAGGAUCCCCCCUUGGCGGUGGCAGUGCGUCCCUACGUCCCAGACAAGGCCUCCAGGCCCCAGUCCCCCAGGAAGGGACCGGCCACCAUGAACUCCAGCUCCAUCUACCAUAUGUACCUGCAGCAGCCGGCCACCAAGAACUACGGCUCUCUCAGCAACAGGAGCACUGUCAAAGCAGUGUAUGGUAAACCAGUGCUGCCCUGCAGUUCCACCUCCCCCUCCCCUGUGCCCUUCCAACAGGGGGCGCAUUCUCCAGGCGGAGGGAUGGGAGGAGGAGAAGACGUGGUAGACAGGGAGGGGGGCGACAGUUCACUGCCCCCGCCAAGCGUACACAACAUCCCCCGCCCCCUCAGCCCCACCAAACUCACCCCCGUCGCCCACUCUCCCCUCCGUUACCAGAGCGACGCCGACCUGGAGGUCCUGAGGCGUCGCCUUGCCAACGCACCCCGCCCACUCAAGAAGCGCAGCUCCAUCACAGAGCCCGAGGGCCCGGCCGGACCCAACAUCCAGAAGCUUCUGUACCAGCGCUUCAACACCUUGGCAGGGGGCAUGGAGGCAGGCAGUGCCACUCCCUUCUACCAGCCUGCCUUCCUGGGCACAGGGCUGGCAGGAGGCCUGGGCACAGGGCUGGCAAGAGGCCUGGUAGAGAUGGAGAAUAACAACACAGCCAACGUUUCCCUUCUAGAGUCUGCCUCCCUGGUGGUCUCUUCGGCAGAGGGUCCCAACUCUGAUCCCCGCCUGUCCCCCCCCACCCCUGCAGACAAGCAGAGGACCUCCCCCAUCCCCUCCCCGUCCCCCUCCCCUCCUGGCCAGUCCGCUUCCUGCACGGCCACGCCCCAGCCCAGUCCCCCGGCCUCUGAUAGGCUGGAGGAUCAGAACAACAACACCCAGGCUGGGUCCAAGUCCCCUGGCUCCUCCCCCAGCCCAGAGACCACCCAACCACAGCAGAGAAACCCUUCCCCUCGGACCAUGACACCCACAGCCCCGCCCAAGGUGAAGCGUACCAACCUGAAGAAGCCCGAGUCAGAGAGGACGGGUCACGGCCUGAGGGUGAAGUUCAAUCCCUUGGCUCUUCUCCUGGACGCCUCUCUGGAGGGAGAGUUUGACCUGGUCCAGAGGAUCAUCUACGAGGUGGUGAACCCCAGCACAGCUAACGACGAGGGCAUCACUCCGCUCCACAACGCUGUGUGUGCAGGCCACCACCACAUCGUCAAGUUCCUGCUUGACUUCGGGGUCAACGUUAAUGCUGCAGACAGUGAUGGAUGGACUCCUCUCCACUGUGCAGCCUCUUGUAACAGUGUUCACCUGUGUAAGCUCCUGGUGGAGUCUGGGGCGGCCAUCUUUGCCACAACCAUCAGUGACGUGGAGACGGCUGCAGACAAAUGUGAGGAGAUGGAGGACGGAUACGCUCAGUGCUCCCAGUUCCUCUACGGUGUGCAGGAGAAGCUGGGUGUGAUGAACAAGGGCUCGGUCUACGCUCUGUGGAACUACGAGGCUCAGAGUCCCGACGAGCUCUCCUUCCACGAGGGGGACGCCAUCACCAUCCUGCGUCGUCGUGACGACACAGAGACGGAGUGGUGGUGGGCUCGGCUACAUGAGCACGAGGGCUACGUGCCUCGCAACCUGUUGGGGCUCUACCCCAGGAUCAAGCCCAGACAGCGCUCCCUGGCUUAGCUCCCAGCCUCCCGAGCCUGAGGAGGGGCGAGCGAGCGCCUGGGCUGUGUCGCCGAGAGGAGCGUGCACGUGAACAGUGUUGCUGAAGGGACAGUGCACGUUGUCUGCAGUGGAUGGCUGUGCGCGCAGAAGAAGAGGGGAUUGUGGUGGAGGGACAUAGAGAGAGGACAUAGAGAGAGGAUCCCAUGUGGUCAGAGGCAGGCACACGAGUGGUCGCUUACCAAAGAAGAAAGAGACUGUACCAAGCCAGACAGCUAGCUCGAGAUUCUCUCUCCCCCUCAAGGCUGAUAUUGUCUUAUCGAUUCAAACACUGUUUUAUUUCUAUUUUUCUAAGCUCAACCCCCCCCCCCCGCCCCAUCCAUAAGAACAAGACCUUAACUGUUAUCUGUGUGACUAGCAGAUGUGUGAAUGUGAUGUCGAAGAGGGCGCAGAGGAGGAGAGGAGUCAGUCAGGAUGGUUUGAAUGUUUGCCUGGUUCUGGAUAUUUGUGCUUCUGCUAACUCCCAGCUUCUGCUAACUCAUAUGGUCAAUAUUGCUCCACCGGUAGCUUAGACGUCAUGUAUGGCUUGACAGCAUUGGCUUGCCAUGAUAGGAGUUGGCAUGAACACAUGCAUGUCUGGACACGGGCCAUGUGCGAAGAGUUGCCAAGCAGCUGGAAGCUCCUCUAGACAUCCUCAGAGGAGCAAAUAGAGAAUGUAUUUGGACAUGUGAGGAAAGAAGGAAAGGGUCUUAGCAGGUUGAUACUAAGGACUUAGAAGGCUUGAGAUGCAGGUAGAGAAACGAUAGAGGAUGAGAGAUGUUGAAAUUGUUUUUGAAAUGUUCUGGAAACCAAAGAGCUGCGUUGUGAUGGACAGACGGGGAGAAGAUGUCAUGGGGAAAGACGGGCGGUGUUGUCUUCCACAGGUGUCCUAUCUAUCCUGAUAACUGUAUGAGUGUUGCACCGUCAGCCAAUCACAGAUAACUAUACUUGCUUGAUAAGCCAACCAUAUGACUCCUUGAUGGGUCGUCAGAGUUUGUAUUCAUAUUGAGUUGAGAUGUUUUAGACAUGCACCACAGGCAUACAUUUGUAAAUUGUAUUAUUACUUAUAAUUCAUAUUCUUAUUUUUGUGUCCAGGUGUUGUCUAUUUAAUACCCAUGCACAACAACAGAUAUUCAGACUCAGUGAUGUUUUGUUGACAGGUUUGCUGAAGGUUGAGUGCUAUACCAUCCACUGUAUAAGAUGGUUCAUGUGACAUACAGAUACAACUUAUGCAACAUGUAAUGUAAAUGUAAACAUAAAUAUGUUCCUGUAGAAUGGGAAGAAAACAA
Molecule: messenger RNA, 4955 nt
Organism: Osmerus eperlanus (European smelt)
Lineage: Eukaryota; Metazoa; Chordata; Actinopteri; Osmeriformes; Osmeridae
Gene: ppp1r13ba
Product: protein phosphatase 1, regulatory subunit 13Ba
Biological process (GO): regulation of apoptotic process
Cellular component (GO): nucleus
Molecular function (GO): p53 binding
Source: RefSeq, a predicted model, not a curated record